Procambarus clarkii (red swamp crayfish) is the source of this 723-nucleotide messenger RNA. The record is from RefSeq and is a predicted model, not a curated record. NCBI's taxonomy places the organism in Eukaryota, Metazoa, Arthropoda, Malacostraca, Decapoda, Cambaridae.
AUGGCCCGCAGCAGGCCGGCCCGGGGCCAACCUUCAAGGUCACUCAUUACCACUGGCAUUACCACUGGCAUUACCCCUGGCAUUACCACUGGCAUUACCCCUGGCAUUACCACUGGCAUUACCCCUGGCAUUACCACUGGCAUUACCCCUGGCAUUACCCCUAGCAUUACCCCCUGGCAUUACCACUGGCAUUACCACUGGCAUUACCCCUGGCAUUACCCCUGGCAUUACCACUGGCAAUUACCCCUGGCAUUUCCCCUAGCAUUACCCCCUGGCAUUACCACUGGCAUUACCCCUGGCAUUACCCCCUGGCAUUACCCCCUGGCAUUACCCCUAGCAUUACCCCCUGACAUUACCCCUAGCAUUACCCCUGGCAUUACCACUGGCAUUACCCCUAGCAUUACCCCUGGCAUUACCCCUAGCAUUACCCCUGGCAUUACCACUGGCAUUACCACUGGCAUUACCCCUGGCAUUACCCCUAGCAUUACCACUGGCAUUACCCCUGGCAUUACCCCUAGCAUUACCCCUGGCAUUACCACUGGCAUUACCACUGGCAUUACCCCAGGCAUUACCACUGGCAUUACCACUGGCAUUACCCCUGGCAUUACCCCUAGCAUUACCCCUGGCAUUACCCCUAGCAUUACCCCUAGCAUUACCCCUAGCAUUACCCCUAGCAUUACCCCUGGCAUUACCCCUGGCAUUACCCCCUGGCAUUACCCCUAG